UGAACCUUUUUCAGAACCUAACUUUUUUAUAGUCAUAAGUUUGCUAUAUUAUAAUUCUCUUUGUUUGCUACUCCCUUUCUGCCAUUUACAAAAUGCCAAAGUUACGAUUUGGAUAAAAAUGCAUAAAUUACAAAAUUAAAUAUGUACAAAAAUAAAUGUAUACAAAAUAUAUACAAAAAGUUAAUUCAAUACCGUAUUAUAUACAAAUAAAUACAAAACAACUAGUCUAUCAAAAUGUUCCGCGGGGUUUGUAAUCGUCUUGUUUCUUUGGGGUCGGCAGUAGUGGAACAGAAGGCGAGGUAUCAAAACUUCGUCAUGUCGGAGGCGCUGGCGCAAAUCGAGAGGGAGUGUGAGAAAUUUUGCCCAGUACCCAGAUUUCCGCCACGUAAGGUGGCAGUAGUGGGCGCGGGGAGCGACGUCGGGCGUAUCGCUUGCCUGUUCCUGAAGCAGCAGAAGGUCAUCCGCACCCUGGCGAUGUAUGACGACAUCCCGGAGCGCUGCGUUCUCGGCGUGGCCAAUGACCUCGCGCAUAUCGACACUGCCACUGCGGUCGAGGCGUAUCAGGGACGUGUGUUCCUGAAGGAUGCACUGCAUAACUCGGACGUGGUGCUGAUAUGUGGCGGAUGCUAUGUGCUGCCGCCGUGCUGCAAUAUCGUGGACCGCGAGCUGUUCCUCCAGAAUAUGCCGCUCGUGCGUACAGUCACUCUGGCGUGUGCGCAGUUCUGCCCAUACGCAGUCAUCGCUGUCCAAACUCCGCCUGUGGACUGCAACUUUGCACUUUGCGUACAUACAUUAAAAAUGGCGCGCGCGUAUGACAAACGUCGCGUGCUCGGCGUGAACGCGAUCAACGCGAUGCGCGCCAACCAGCUGUUCUGCGCGAUCACGGGCGCGGAUCCGCUGGCCAGCAACACGCCCGUGGUAGGCGGCACGGGCCGAUGCACCCGCGUGCCCGUGUUCUCCGCCGCCAAGGCUGGCAAUAUACCGCAGUCGCAAGUGGACUGUCUGACGCGGCUAGUGCGGGAGGCGGACGACAUCAUCUGCCGCGUGAAGAGUAACAAUGAGCAGGGACACCUCUCUAUCGGUUUCUCCACGGCAAGAUUUGUUAUCAACAUUAUGAAAGGUCUAUUUGAGGGUCCCACGUUCAUUGACAGCGCGUUAGUCGAGCAGGGGGAUCCGCAGAAGUGUUACGGUAUGGAUGUGUGCGCCACGCCUAUCACCGUGGGCAGGGGAGGUAUCGUGGAGUACGCCAUCCCGAACCUUAACGACUCUGAACGCAGACUGCUGGAGGAUUGCAAGUGUGAUCUCGAAGACAUGUUAAACCUGGGCCGGUGUUAUGCAGUAGGUGAUGAGUAUUACCUUCAUCCGUGUAAGGUGUGUCCUUGCUGUGUUCCGCCGGUCUGCGAAGAUUGUCGUCCUUGCGAGCUGGAGACUGGAGGGAGCGAUAGGAGAAAGUAGUUUAGACAGUCCCGAAUAGACUUAUAGAAGAGACUAGGUUUACACUAAAUAAUAAAUAUGUCUUGAACUGCAAUGUACGAUGACUACAAUUAAAAUGUUUGUUUUAUA
Messenger RNA from Manduca sexta (tobacco hornworm), 1563 nucleotides. Its product is annotated as malate dehydrogenase. Lineage: Eukaryota; Metazoa; Arthropoda; Insecta; Lepidoptera; Sphingidae. The record is from RefSeq and is a predicted model, not a curated record. The coding region runs from base 235 to 1455 and encodes 406 amino acids. Gene Ontology annotation, molecular function: L-malate dehydrogenase (NAD+) activity. Gene Ontology annotation, biological process: tricarboxylic acid cycle. The transcript is spliced from 7 exons. Gene Ontology annotation, cellular component: mitochondrion; cytoplasm.